AUGAUACGGAACGGCAAGAACAUCUAUGACUUUGUGGAUCCUGAUAUUGAAUCAAAACUCGCUGCACUGGAAGAGGAGGAGGAAAAACUGGAGGCGGAGGGAUAUUACGACUCCGACGAGAGCGUCGAAGACGCAGAAGAAGCCAAUAUCCGCAUGAAAGCAGAUCUCAUUCGCGAGAAACAGCAGCUGAUCCGCAACGCGUCCAAGAUGCGCAAAUCGCUCAAGAACCGCGCGUUGAUCCCCCGCAGCGCCAAGGCCCGCAAAUUGUCUGAAAUGCAAUCACAUCUGGAAUCGAUCGGAUUCGACGCAGCGUCUGCAUCUACCCGUGUGCAAGGGCAGACGCAGUCUCAGACACAGUCCCGAGGCCGGGGACUUACCCGAAGCGACAUGGAGAUUGCAGAUGCUAUGGAUAUCGAUGGCAGUGGCGACGACCGGAACGCCACACGCCAGGAGUUGCUUCAGCGAGCCAAGAGCCGGGCUCGCAGCCAGGCGCCGGCCAACCGACUCGUGGACGGCAUAACUGACAUGAAGUCUCGAAGCAAGGCGGAUAAAAUGGCGAAGUUAGCACAGAUCAAGAUGAAUCGGAUGGCGAGACAAGGCGAGGCGGACCGACAUACAACCGCUUCUUUGCCGAAACAUUUGUUCUCUGGGAAACGUGGCAUGGGCAAGACUCAACGACGCUGA
Molecule: messenger RNA, 684 nt
Organism: Histoplasma mississippiense
Lineage: Eukaryota; Fungi; Ascomycota; Eurotiomycetes; Onygenales; Ajellomycetaceae
Exons: 3
Coding region: 1-684 (227 amino acids)
Source: RefSeq, a predicted model, not a curated record